AUGCCCAAGUCAACUUUCGACCAAUUGGCGUACUCCGAGGCUCCUUUGAGACUUAGCAAGGUGACGGUGAGGGCCUUCGAUGGGACUAGGAGAUCGGUGUAUGGUGAGGUAGAUUUGCCAAUUUCGGUCGGCCCACAUGAAUUUCAGGUUACUUUCCAAGUCAUGGAAAUCCAGGCUUCUUUCAGCUGUUUGCUCGGCAGACCUUGGAUUCAUGACGCUGGGGCUGUGACAUCUACUCUCCAUCAGAAAUUGAAGUUUGUAAGUUGUGGAAAGUUGAUCACUGUGAGUGGCGAAUCGGCCUUUUUAAUCAGCAAUUUGUCUGCUUUCUCUGUUAUCGGUGGUAGUGGUUCAGACGGGCCAUCAUUCCAAGGAUUCUCUGCCGAAGAAAGUGUCGGUAAGAUUGAGACUUGUAUGGCUUCGUUGAAGGAUGCCCGGAGAGUAAUUCAGGAAGGCAAAACCGAAGGCUGGGGUCAGCUAGUGGAGUUGCCAGAAAACAAGCGUAAGGAGGGAAUUGGUUUCCUUAACAGUAAGCCUGGGAUGUUCGACCCUACCAGAGGUUCUUUCCACAGUGCUGGUUUCAUUCAUGAUUCGCCAGAGACCAAUGCAAUUUUAGAUGAUGCACCUGGAGGAGUGACACCGGUCUUUGUGACGCCUGGAGGAGCUUGCUGCAACUGGAUUGCUGUUGACAUUCCUUCUGUGACACCCCGCUCUAAACUGAACAUAAGUGAAUCCGUUGAACACAGUGACCCCAUGCUUCCUCCCAACUUUGAGGUCCCGGUUUACGAGGCUGUGGCAGAGGAGGAUGAGGAGAUCCCGAAUGAGAUCAAAUGGAUGUUGGAACAAGAAAGGAAGACAAUUCAACCUCAUAAGGAGGAGAUAGAAAUCAUCAAUCUGGGUACUGAGGAAGACAAGAAAGAAAUCAAGAUUGGGGCAUUGUUGGAUGUAUCUGUCAAGAAAAGAGUAAUUGAGCUUAUCAGAGAAUAUGUUGAUAUAUUCGCAUGGUCAUACAAAGACAUGCCGGGUCUAGACCCUGAUGUCGUUGAACACAGACUACCUUUGAAGCCUGAGUGUCCUCCGAUUGAUGCAGGUUUCCUAGUCACAUCAGAGUAUCCUCAAUGGUUGGCCAACAUAGUGCCUGUUCCAAAGAAAGAUGGCAAAGUCAGAAUGUGUGUUGAUUAUCGGGACUUGAACAAGGCUAGUCCGAAGGAUAAUUUUCCUUUGCCUCACAUUGAUGUAUUGGUUGAUAACACUGCUAAGUGUAAGGUUUUCUCCUUCAUGGACGGUUUCUCCGGCUACAAUCAGAUCAGGAUGGCUCCUGAGGAUAGAGAAAAGACGUCUUUCAUCACGCCCUGGGGUGCUUUCUGCUAUGUGGUGAUGCCAUUUGGUUUGAUAAAUGCUGGUGCCACUUACCAGAGGGGCUUUAUCGUCAGUCAAAAGGGUAUUGAAGUUGAUCCCGACAAGGUCAGAGCCAUCAGAGAAAUGCCUGUUCCAAAGACAGAGAAGCAAGUCAGAGGUUUUCUUGGUAGACUCAAUUAUAUCUCCAGAUUUAUCUCUCACAUGACCGCCACAUGUGGACCAAUUUUCAAGUUACUCCGCAAGGAUCAAGGGGUGGAGUGGAAUGAUGAUUGUCAGAAGGCUUUUGAUCAAAUCAAAGAAUAUCUGUUAGAACCUCCAAUUCUUGUUCCUCCAGUUGACGGAAGACCUUUGAUCAUGUAUUUAACAGUACUGGAAGAUUCCAUGGGCUGUGUUUUGGGUCAACAAGAUGAAACCGGAAAGAAAGAGCACGCUAUCUACUAUUUGAGUAAGAAGAUGGAUCCUAUCAAGUACAUAUUUGAGAAGCCAGCUUUAACUGGAAGGAUUGCUCGCUGGCAGAUGUUAUUGUCCGAGUAUGAUAUCGAGUAUCGCACUCAGAAAGCAAUCAAAGGUAGCAUCUUGGCAGAACAUUUGGCUCAUCAACCAAUCGAAGACUAUCAACCAAUCAAAUUCGACUUCCCAGAUGAAGAGGUUAUGUAUCUAAAAGCAAAAGAUUGUGACGAACCAGUGUUCGGUGAAGGUCCUGAUCCGGAAUCCGAAUGGGGUUUGAUAUUUGAUGGAGCUGUUAAUGUCUAUGGAAGUGGAAUUGGUGCGGUACUCAUUACCCCUAAGGGUACUCACAUCCCUUUUACUGCAAGGUUACGUUUUGAUUGCACAAACAACAUCGCAGAGUACGAAGCUUGCAUCAUGGGUAUCGAGGAAGCCAUCGAUUUGAGGAUCAAGAAAAUUGUCAUCUAUGGAGAUUCAGCUCUCGUGAUUAACCAGAUCAAAGGAGAAUGGGAAACUCGCCAUCCUGGUUUGAUUCCCUACAGAGAUUAUGCGAGACGAUUGCUGACUUUCUUCAACAAAGUAGAGUUACACCAUGUGCCCCGUGAUGAGAAUCAAAUGGCGGAUGCUUUAGCUACUCUAUCCUCAAUGAUCAAUGUGAAUGGUCACAAUACUGUGCCAGUAAUCAAUGUCCAAUUUCUCGACCGACCUGCUUAUGUGUUUGUAGCUGAAGCAAUUGAUGAUGACAAGCCAUGGUAUCAUGAUAUCCAAGUUUUCCUUCAAACUCAAAAGUACCCACCUGGGGCACCCAACAAGGACAAGAAAACAUUGAGAAAAUUGUCAAGCCGUUUCUUCCUUAACGAAGACGUUUUGUAUAAAAGGAACUUUGAUGGGGUCCUACUUAGAUGUGUGGAUAAGCAUGAAGCAGAAAAAUUGAUGUGCGAGAUUCAUGAAGGCUCUUUCGGAACUCACUCAUGUGGGCACGCCAUGGCGAAGAAGAUAUUGAGAGCUGGGUACUACUGGAUAACAAUGCACGCUGAUUGCUACAAUCAUGCCAAGAGAUGCCACAAAUGUCAAAUCUAUGCUGACAAGAUUCAUAUACCACCAUCUAUGCUCAAUGUCAUCUCUUCCCCGUGGCCCUUCUCUAUGUGGGGCAUUGACAUGAUUGGUCGGAUUGAACCAAAGGCUUCCAAUGGGCAUCGCUUCAUAUUAGUGGCUAUCGAUUAUUUCACCAAAAUCAUCACAGACAAUGGCACAAAUCUGAAUAACAACAUGAUGAAAGAGUUGUGCGAUGACUUCAAGAUUCAACAUCACAAUUCUUCUCCUUACAGACCACAGAUGAAUGGGGCAGUUGAAGCUGCAAACAAGAGCAUCAAGAAGAUCAUACAGAAGAUGGUAGUUACUUAUAAGGACUGGCAUGAAAUGUUACCCUACGCUUUGUAUGGAUACCGUACCUCAGUGCGAACCUCGACAGGGGCAACCCCUUUCUCUUUGGUAUAUGGUAUGGAGGCUGUACUACCGGUAGAGGUUGAGAUUCCUUCUUUAAGAGUCUUGAUGGAAGCUGAUUUGUCUGAAGCUGAAUGGUGCCAGAGCAGUGCUUUCUUUUUUGGUUGGAUCUUGUGCAUAUGCGCAUACUGCAAUUCAGUGCUCCAUCGCGUUACAGCCCUUGGAUCUGGAUCAUUCCUUGAUCUGAGGGCUCCUGUGUAUCUUGAUUUUUGA
Messenger RNA from Medicago truncatula (barrel medic), 3519 nucleotides. RefSeq lists its product as uncharacterized. Gene Ontology annotation, molecular function: RNA-DNA hybrid ribonuclease activity; nucleic acid binding. Bases 1 to 3519 code for a protein of 1172 amino acids. The record is from RefSeq and is a predicted model, not a curated record. Gene Ontology annotation, biological process: DNA integration. The transcript is spliced from 7 exons. Lineage: Eukaryota; Viridiplantae; Streptophyta; Magnoliopsida; Fabales; Fabaceae.